Maylandia zebra (zebra mbuna) is the source of this 2959-nucleotide messenger RNA. RefSeq names its product 5-hydroxytryptamine (serotonin) receptor 6 (gene htr6). Gene Ontology annotation, cellular component: plasma membrane. Gene Ontology annotation, molecular function: G protein-coupled receptor activity. NCBI's taxonomy places the organism in Eukaryota, Metazoa, Chordata, Actinopteri, Cichliformes, Cichlidae. Gene Ontology annotation, biological process: adenylate cyclase-activating adrenergic receptor signaling pathway; positive regulation of MAPK cascade. The record is from RefSeq and is a predicted model, not a curated record.
GUACAAAGAUGAGGAUUGUGUAAUACGUUACAUCAGCUAGAUUAUACUUCAUACACUCUGAGGAGUAAUAAUGACACUUGAAGAGGGGUAGGGGGUUAGGAGUCAAGUGUUAAUGCAGUUUUGAAAAAGGUGCUUGAAGUAAUUUUUCUGAAAACUGUCAGAGAAGAAGGCUGAGGCAGGGAUGUAAAAGCAGUCCUAUAAGGCUAUUCAAAUGUUCCUGUUAGGAAAUGAAGGAUUCUGGGGUUGUCUCGUCAUCUCUGUGCAUUGAGAAUAACAAGAUGACGUAAAGUGGUUAUUGUUAUAUAAUAGGGAAUUUCUUCACUAAUGGUAUAAUGUGUGAGUCACCCAAAACAAACAAAAAUAUGCUGAAAUAUUACAAUGUGUUACUGAGAAACUGGCAGAUUAAAAUGCAAUCAGUGUUAUCAUUCAAAUACAGCUGAUCCAUGUUUUACGUAUUAUUGGUUUUAAACAGUCAUCUCCCUAUAAAUGAUGGAUCAAUCACAAUCACUGCAAAGUAACUUGUAACUAAGGCUGAUAAUUAAACACUUUGGUGGUGACUGUGGUGGUGGAGUAGUGUCAAAAUAUAUGUAUAUAGUGCAUAUGAGAAAAGAAAAUCAAGGCGUGAUGGACAUUUUUAAAAUUGUUAUUCCAGAGUAGUUAAAAACACCAUGUCCAAACAAGGGAGAAAAAAUCUAAACAAAACACCCACACUAGUUCCUAUGAUUUAGAAUUAGCAUAUCUUGGCUGUGAUUGUGCAUGGUUAUGCAUUAACGGCUCAAUGCUCUGACACGCUCCUUCUCAGUAGCUGUGCGCUCAGGCUGGGAGGCACGCUGGAGUGGCCGACACAGGGAUUAACAGGACCGAGCGUUACAUGGCCGUGAUACCUGUAGAGCACUCGCGAACAGAGCGGUGCUUACAAAUGACUGCUGCACAAUUUUCUGUUGCUUUUUGCUGCCUUGCUGUGUUUCCCAGAAUAAAACGGACUUGUGUAAGGCAGCAGAGCUCAGCAAGGCACAGCAAAGGACUUGCGAGAGACAGAUCCACUUCUGUGAGGUGAGGUAUAAUUUUGAGCAUUGAUCCUUGUUCUCUUCAUCUUCAGUGAGCCUGCUCUCAUAUGCCGAUUCAAGGCUUUUCUGUUUUUGUGCCCUCCUCCGGAGCCUGUCAUCAUUGUGACAUGCUGCUUCGAAACCCUCUUGUCAGCUAUCGAACGGCUCAUUCUGGCUCUUAGCUGUGGAUGAGACAGGGACACUGGCCAGGAUGGAGAGAUGAGUGAAACUGUGCUGGGGAUUUGGAUCACUAUAUUGGUGGGUGUGGAAGUAAGUCCAGGACACCUGGAUGUAUUUCUGGAUGGGGAUUUUUAUCCAUGGAGAACAGUUCAGUUAACCCUGAUUUCUCAGCACAAGACCUCAGUGGCUUUCCAUUCAACGAUGUCCCUGAAAUGUGAGCUUUUGCUGCAAAGGAGAACUGGUUAAGGUCUGUAACAUCUAGUGCUACCUGAAGAGCUCGUUCACUGACUUCUGCCAGCAGGUGCCAUGGCUGACUCUCACUUGUCUGGGACCUUAGGGAGCUACAACGGCAGCUCCACCAGCGCCUGGAACAUCACCGGCAGCGGCCCUUGGUUGUUAGCUUUUAUGCUGACCAUCAUCAUCCUAAUGACCAUCUGUGGCAACAUGUUGCUAAUUGCGUUGGUGUUUGCCCAUCGCUCUCUGCGCUGCACCUCAAACUGCUUCCUGGUGUCUCUGUUCUUCUCCGAUCUAAUGGUGGCAUUGGUGGUCAUGCCCCCAGCUAUGCUCAACGUUCUGUGCGGGGCCUGGGUGCUGUGGCCUGCGUUUUGCCCGGUUUGGCUUUGCUUUGAUGUGAUGUGCUGCAGCGCGUCCAUCCUGAACCUGUGCUUGAUCAGCCUGGACCGCUACCUCUUCAUCAUCUCGCCCCUGCGCUAUAAGCAGAGGAUGACCCCGCCUCGGGCGUUAAUCCUUGUAGGGGCUGCUUGGGGGCUAGCAGCAUUGGCUUCCUUCCUGCCCAUUCAGAUGAAAUGGCACAGCUUGGGCCACAGGAGCGGACACUCAUCUGUUCUUGGGGUCAGCACUGGGAACAUCAGCUCCUACUCUGACAAACUGUACCCAGAAUCCUACUUUCAGCUGUCACCUUCAGGUGGCCUUUCUUUCCAGUGUCGUCUGCGGGUGACCCUGCCCUUUGCUCUGGUGGCAUCUGUGCUCACCUUCUUUCUGCCCUCCAGUGCCAUUUGUUUCACCUACUGCCGGAUCCUUCUGGUGGCACGCAGGCAGGCGAAGAGGGUGGCGGCGCUGAGCCACCCGCCUCACCCGCACCCUUCUCUCGGAGAACCCUCCCGGCCUCCUUCGCCGGGCAUUGCAGCAGGGCAAGCUCAGCAGGACGGAGAUGACUGCAGCCAUUUGGAGCCUCCUGUGUCACAAAACAUGCCGCCGUCAGUGAACAGCGAGCGUCGCCUGGCUCACAGGCAGGGUCGGAGGGCACUCAAGGCCAGUCUGACUCUGGGAGUCCUCUUGGGACUCUUCUUCAGUGCUUGGCUGCCUUUCUUCAUCACCAACAUGGCAGAGGCAGUGUGUGAGUGCGUCCCCCUUGCGCUCUUUGACGCCAUAACCUGGCUGGGCUACUGCAACAGUACGAUCAACCCCAUCAUCUACCCGCUGUUCAUGAGAGACUUCAAGCGAGCUCUGGGGAAGCUGUUGCCCUGCUGUUCUUCGCGGUCGCCCCGAAGACCCUCACCGGCGCUCUCGCUCUCUCUGCGUAACUCGGGAGAGCCCAACAUUGCCAGCAACCCACCCUCACCUCUGGCUUCUGACCCCACGCACCCGCCCGCCACCGCCACUGAUGCUGUCAAUCUGCUGGAUGCCGAGCACGCUGGGCUUGAGUUGCCUCUCCUUCUCCCCAACCAGGUUGACACUUUGGACUGAAUAGUACUUAAAGAUAGCUUAUAGGG